AUGUCUACUUACACUAUGCCACAUCAGUCGACAAUUUCCCGUUCUCUUAGCGGCGAUCCCAGGGUGGGUGCACCAAAAACAGCAGUCACCCAGGAAAACGUCGAUGCUGUCCGCAAACUCAUCAUUGAAGAUAGACAUGUGACAUAUCGCGAGAUUGAGGCGUCCUUGAAUAUCUCAAAGACCUCAAUUCAAAAUAAUUUACAUGAAGAAUUAGGAGUAAGAAAAUUAGUUUCUCGUUGGAUACCCCACCUGGUUAACUGGUGUCAAAACACGCGUGACCGUUUCAAUUCUGGAAACUCAAAAAAUGUGUACAGCAUUGUUAGUGGUGAUGAAUCGUGGAUUUACUGUUAUGAACUAGAAAAUAAACGACAGUCGGCUGUUUGGAUGGUCGCGACAUUUGUGUCAAAAGCGGGUCAUAUUGCAACAAUUCCUCUUAAUCAGCAAAGAACUGUUACUGCGGAUUGGUAUACCACCAUUUGUUUGCCAAAAGUCAUCACCGAGCUUCGAAAAAUCAACCCCGAAAGAAAAAUCAUACUCCACCAAGACAAUGCAAGCUCGCACACAGCCCAAAAAACAAGGCAGUAUUUAACGGAAGAAAACGUGGAAUUAUUGGACCAUCCUCCAUAUAGUCCCGAUCUAAGUUCUAACGAUUUCUUUACUUUCCCAAAAAUUAAAAACAGACUGCGUGGUUUCCAGUCACCAGAAGAAGCAGUUGACGCAUUCAAAAAUGCCAAUAAGUGCUUCGAAAAUUGGUUCGAGCGCAUGCUUCGUGAAGAAUACUUCGAAAAACAAUAA
Messenger RNA from Acanthoscelides obtectus, 795 nucleotides. The record is from the annotation of a GenBank genome assembly. Lineage: Eukaryota; Metazoa; Arthropoda; Insecta; Coleoptera; Chrysomelidae.